AUGCAACAAUCCUACACUUUCCCCAAAGAUGGACUAUCACGCUUAAUUCUAACCAUCCUAGGUUCUGAAUGCAUCUUUGGUAUCUUUGCCAAUGGCUUCAUUGUGGCCAUCCAUGCAGCUAAGUGGAUUCUUUCCACCAGUGGCAGAAUCCUGCUCUUCCUGGAUGGAUCCAAAAUUGCUCUCCAGAGCUUUAUGAUGCUAGAAAUAACCUUCAGUUCAAUACUUCCACACUGUUAUAAUGAAGAUGUCAUAUAUGAAGCCUUCAAAGUAAGUUUCAUGGUGUUAAAUUAUUGUACCCUCUGGUUUGCCACCUGCCUGGGUUUCUUCUACUUUGUGAAGAUUGCUGACUUCACCUACCCUCUUUUCCUCAAGCUGAAGUGGAGAAUUUCAGCAUGGAUGCCCUAGAUUCUGUACCUGUCUGUGUUUAUUUCCUUGUGCUACAGUAGGCUCUUUGUUAAUGGCAUCUACCAUGUGUAAUUCAAUGAUUCUUUUCCUAUUCCCUCCUCCAACUCCACCAGGAAAAAUUACUUCACUAGGACUGAUGUAGUCAGCCUGGUUCUUCUCUUUACCUCAAGACUCUUCUUUCCCAUGACCCUGUUCAUCCUUGUAGCCUCACUGAUGAUCAUCUCUUUCAAGAGACACACCCUACACAUGGAGAGCAAAACCACAGGCUCCAGGGACCCCAGCAUGGAGGCCCACAGGGGGGCCAUCAAGGCCACCACUUACAUCCUCAUUCUUUAUGUGUUCAAUGCAACUGCUCUAUUGCUUCACAUGUCUAACAUCUUUGAUGUUGACAGUUUCUGGAAUGCUUCGUGCAAGAUCAUCAUGGCUACCUCCCUUACUAGCCACUCAGUGCUACUGAUUCUGGACAGCCCUGGGCUGAGAAGAGCCUGGGAGCAAUUUCAGCACCAGGUCAUCUUUACCUGA
This is a messenger RNA of Erinaceus europaeus (western European hedgehog), 927 nucleotides long. RefSeq names its product taste 2 receptor member 39 (gene TAS2R39). Gene Ontology annotation, cellular component: membrane. Gene Ontology annotation, biological process: G protein-coupled receptor signaling pathway; detection of chemical stimulus involved in sensory perception of bitter taste; sensory perception of taste. The record is from RefSeq and is a predicted model, not a curated record. Lineage: Eukaryota; Metazoa; Chordata; Mammalia; Eulipotyphla; Erinaceidae. Gene Ontology annotation, molecular function: bitter taste receptor activity; G protein-coupled receptor activity.